Molecule: messenger RNA, 721 nt
Organism: Aptenodytes forsteri (emperor penguin)
Lineage: Eukaryota; Metazoa; Chordata; Aves; Sphenisciformes; Spheniscidae
Gene: NT5C
Product: 5', 3'-nucleotidase, cytosolic
Exons: 5
Coding region: 1-432 (143 amino acids)
Biological process (GO): pyrimidine deoxyribonucleotide catabolic process
Molecular function (GO): 5'-nucleotidase activity
Source: RefSeq, a predicted model, not a curated record
AUGAGGGGAGCGGCUAAGGUAGCCAGUGUCUAUGAAUCGCCUGGCUUCUUUCUAGGGUUGGACCCAAUUCCAGGAGCCCUUGAAGCUAUGCAGGAGAUGAUCCACAUGCAGGACACUGAAGUCUUUAUUUGCACAAGUCCUCUCCGGAAAUAUGAGCACUGCAUCGUGGAAAAGUAUAAGUGGGUGGAAAAACAUUUGGGACCCGAGUUUGUGGAGCGGAUUAUUCUAACCCGAGAUAAGACCGUCGUAUCUGCUGACUUGCUGUUUGACGACAAGGAUACCAUUAGAGGCGCAGAGCUGAACCCGAGCUGGGAGCAUGUCCUGUUUACCUGCUGCCACAACAGGCACGUCCAGCUGCAGGCACCACGCAGGCGGCUGCUGUCCUGGGCGGAUGAUUGGAAGGCAAUCCUGGAAAGCAAGCGCAGGCAGUAACGCAAAAAGGGGAUGCUGUGCUCUUCCCACUGCCGGGGCAGCAACCAGCUCACCCGCUGGCCGGGAAACCCAUUCCCCGGAGGCAGCGAGCACCGUCCCCCGGGCGGGGGUCAGUUAUAAGAAAUGAGCUGCCCUUGUUAGACACGCUGCAGAGCUGACCCCUCUCCAGGUUUCUGGAAUAUUGCUCUGCAUUCAGUUAGUUAAUCUCUGUGGAGUUGUUUUGGAUGUUUGCUGUUGAAGAGAAACUAUAAAGUACGAGCAGUUGUGGAUUGUUUUUUUUUUUCUUGUG